GGGAAGCGGUAGCAGGUCGACAUCGAGUGCCAGAUUUUCAUCAUUUCCAAUGAAUUAUCAUUACAUUCCUUCGUCUGCCAGCUGACAAACUGCACAGCGUAUUUUUCGAAAGCAAACAGGAUUUUAUUCGCAAGCAGCGCUUGUCGAAGUCGCACUUAACACACUGGCUGUAUAUCACACUGGGUCAUGGCGCAGACAAACAAUUAUGGGCAAAGCAGCAAUGGGGUGGCGGAUGAAUCCCCCAACAUGCUGGUGUACAGAAAGAUGGAAGAUAUCAUAGCCCGUAUGCAAGAUGAAAAGAAUGGAAUCCCUAUUCGCACAGUGAAAAGUUUUUUAUCCAAGAUUCCAAGUGUUUUUUCAGGUUCUGAUAUCGUGCAGUGGAUGAUCAAAAACCUAGACAUUGAAGAUCAAGUGGAGGCCCUUCAUCUCGGCACCCUGAUGGCCGCUCAUGGCUACUUCUUUCCCAUCUCCGACCACGUGUUGACGCUGAAGGACGACGGCACAUUCUACAGGUUUCAGACUCCUUAUUUCUGGCCUUCAAACUGCUGGGAACCUGAAAAUACGGACUAUGCGGUUUACCUCUGCAAAAGAACAAUGCAAAACAAAGCCCGGCUGGAGCUCGCUGACUACGAGGCUGAGAGCCUAGCGAGGCUACAGCGAGCGUUCGCUCGGAAAUGGGAGUUUAUAUUUAUGCAAGCGGAAGCACAGGCAAAAGUUGAUAAGAAAAGAGACAAAAUCGAAAGAAAAAUACUUGACAGCCAAGAAAGAGCAUUUUGGGACGUACACAGACCGGUGCCCGGCUGUGUGAACACAACGGAAGCCGAUAUCAAAAAAUCCUCCAGAAUGAAGCAGCCUCACAAAACAAGAAAGUCUGUCUAUGGCCUUCAGAACGACAUCCGGAGCCACAGCCCCACUCACACCCCCGCCCCAGAGGCCCGGCAGCCCACAGAGGAGGAGCUACACGACAAGAUACAGUUUUGGCAGGUCCAGUUGGAUAGGCAUCGGUUGAAAAUGUCAAAGGUCGCGGAGAGUUUGUUGAGCUACACCGAGCAGUACGUCGAUUUCGACCCCUUUCUCACGUCACCCGAUCCCUCGAACCCCUGGAUCUCAGAUGACACGACGGUGUGGGAGUUGGAGGCCAGCAAGGAGCCGGGGCAGCAGAGAGUGAAGAGGUGGGGUUUCGGGAUCAACGAGGUUUUGAAAGACCAGGUGGGACGAGAGCAGUUCCUCAAGUUCCUGGAGUCGGAGUUCAGCUCGGAAAACCUGAGGUUCUGGCUGGCCGUUCAGGAGCUGAAGAAGAGGCCCAUUCGGGAGGUCCCCACCCGGGUGCAGGAGAUCUGGCAAGAGUUCCUGGCCCCCGGGGCCCCCAGCGCCAUCAACGUCGACUCCAAAAGCUACGACAAAACCACACAAAAUGUGAAGGACCCUGGACGCUACGCCUUCGAGGACGCACAGGAGCACAUUUACAAGCUGAUGAAAAGCGAUUCCUACAGUCGUUUCAUCCGUUCCAGUGCCUACCAGGAGCUGCUACAGGCCAAGAAAAAGAAAAGUAAGAACUUAUUUUGAAGAAUAUUGCUUCCAGGGGAAAUCACAAACUUUGAAGAGGCUAGCAAGUCUUGUGCAAUCAUGCUAAAAUGCAGUCACUUUUUAGCUUGGAAGAGGACCAUGUCAUUUCUACAAUAUUGUAGUCUACUGUUUGCCCAGAGGAACCACUUGACAGUAGACCAGAUGUUGCAUGUACAAGAAACUGAGGUUUUUAUGAUUUUUUUUACUAUGCUUUAAAUCCCCCCCCCCAAGGCAUUUUGGACUUUUAAGAGACAUUGAACCCACAAAUAAUGCCUUCAAAAAAGUCAGGUGUCCAGUCACUUCCUUAGUUACUUAUCAUCUGGAUCUAUAUUGUACGUGUCCAUCAUCGCAAGCUGAACGAUAAAAAAAAAUAAAAACAAAAAAACAAACAGAACUGCUUCUGCAUAGGGAUGUUAAAUCACAGAUCUGCCACAAUAACAGAAUACAGAGUAUGCAUUUGUUAUAAAGUUUAAUUUGCAUUUUAUUGCACUAUGAAGUUUAGCACAGUUUUCAUUGCAGUUGUAAAGCCACAUUCUAAAACUGAAAAGCUGUGUCUUUGUCUGAUGUAGUCUGUAAUUCUUUGUUACUGUUACGCAUUUAUUUUUAUACCAUAUUUAAAGACACAUUUUACUUAAAAUGUAUUAAAGUUGGCCCUUUAUCUGUUUAUAUGUGUUUUUAUAUCCUUUUGUUCCGGACGGUUCUCUCAAGCUCCAUAAUGUACAGUAUAUUGUGAUUUUACGCUCCUUGUAUUCUCUUUCAAAGGGGAGAGAAACCACUAAAGGGGCUUAGCUACCAAAUUCACUGGUGGAGUAUACAUUAAGCUGAAAGCAUAGACAGAUUUAUUAUUACUAUUAUUAUGAUUAUGAUUAUUAUUAUUAUUAUUAUUAUUAAUUUGGGCGAUUCCGUUUGACUGGUUAGGGCAGGGUCUGAUAUGCAAAUUUGCCAUGCAGAUUUGGUUCAUGUUGAUCUCCCUUUGCAAACUGAUGUGAAUCACAAAUCAAAUCAAACAAAUGAUUCAGCGAAAUGGAAAGUGAAGAGUUUGACUAAUUCCGAAAUACGCGUGUGCCAUUUUGUCAUGCCAUUAGGUGAAAGUUCACCCUUUCCUUUUUUUUACCGAGAAGGAAAGUUCAUAUUCACUCAGUGUUCCCAUGAUUGAUGGAAAGAGUUUGAUUUUGGGUUUGAAAUUAUUUUGUCUUUUUGAAACAUAGCAAAGGCCCAAAGAAAGCUAUCGUCAAUUGUAUCGCCAUUACAUUGUUAUACACCACUUGUUCAUCCGUUACGGUUGUUAUGGUUACCACAAUUAUGUGAUUCUGUAAAUAUGUAUUCCAAAUAAAAAAAAACAUGCAGA
Molecule: messenger RNA, 2914 nt
Organism: Conger conger (European conger)
Lineage: Eukaryota; Metazoa; Chordata; Actinopteri; Anguilliformes; Congridae
Product: regulator of G-protein signaling 7
Exons: 18
Coding region: 187-1566 (459 amino acids)
Biological process (GO): intracellular signal transduction; regulation of G protein-coupled receptor signaling pathway; G protein-coupled receptor signaling pathway
Source: RefSeq, a predicted model, not a curated record